Yamadazyma jaroonii is the source of this 2184-nucleotide messenger RNA. NCBI's taxonomy places the organism in Eukaryota, Fungi, Ascomycota, Pichiomycetes, Serinales, Debaryomycetaceae. The record is from the annotation of a GenBank genome assembly.
AUGACUAGAUUCUCCUACGAUAAGAAUUUGGUGAUUGAACCAGAUUCUUACAGUGAUGGAAUUCCAAUUUUUAAACCAACAAUGGAGCAGUUUGAAGAUUUUUACAAAUUCAAUAAAGCUAUCAAUAAGUAUGGUAUGCAGAGUGGAAUUGUCAAGAUCAUACCUCCAAAAGAGUGGAUAGAUCAAUCAAAGAAUAUAUACACAACUAAGAAUUUAAGUAACAUUGUAAUCAAAAAUCCAAUUAUCCAGAGCAUCAAUGGAUCUGCAAAUGGUAUUUUUACACAACAGAAUAUUGAAAAAGCUAGAACUUAUAAUAUAUUCCAAUGGAAAGAAUUGAGUAAGAAAUCUAAUUUCCAACCCCCCAUUACGAAACCUAAAGAAAAACCAAAACGUAAAUCCAAGAAAGAUAAGCAAAAUGACCCAAAUAGCUACAAUAUUGAUACAUCUGAAUUUACGACUGAAAGAUGUGAGCUUUUGGAGAAGACUUAUUGGAGAUCCUUGACUUAUGCUGAACCUAUGUAUGGUGCCGAUAUGCUUGGGUCAUUAUUUCCCAAGUCUUUGAAAUCUUGGAAUGUUGCCCAUUUACCUAAUUUGUUGGAUUUGAUGGAUGCCAAAUUACCUGGUGUGAAUGAUGCUUAUCUAUAUGCUGGCUUAUGGAAAGCAACAUUCGCUUGGCACCUUGAAGACCAAGAUUUAUAUUCUAUCAAUUAUAAUCAUUUUGGUGCUCCUAAGCAGUGGUAUUCAAUCCCACAAGACGAGUGUGAAAAGUUCUUCAAAUUAAUGAAAGAGACUUUCAGUGAUGAGUGGAAGAAUUGUAAUGAAUUCUUGAGACAUAAGACUUUCUUGGUAUCCCCACAAUACUUAUCAAAACAUGGUAUAAAGUGUAAUAAGGUCAUCCAUUACGAACAUGAAUUUAUAAUUACAUAUCCUUAUGGAUAUCAUGCAGGUUUUAAUUAUGGGUAUAAUUUAGCUGAAUCAGUCAACUUUGCUCUCGAUGAUUGGCUUCCUAUUGGCGAAAAAACAAGCAAAUGUGAGUGUAUUAGUGAUGCUGUUGCUAUUAAUGUAAAACAGAUUUAUUGUAAAUUCAAUAAUAUUCCUUACGAACCAGGUUUGAUUAAUGACGACAUCGAUGUUUUAACUGAAAGCGAAAUAGAAACAGAAAGUGAUACCAACUCAAGACCUUUAAGAGUCAUCAAGUCUCCUAAAUCCAAAUCUAAAAACGUCAAUAAAUUAUCUAAGGCACCAGAACUGCCUAAGAAUAACAAGCGAAAAUCAAGUCUUUCUAAAGAGAUAAAACCCAAGAAGUUGAGGUAUGACAAUGAGUGUUAUCUAUGUCCUAUAAAAAUUCCUGGUAUUUGGCUGCAACUUCCACAAUUCGAGUUGAAGGAAACAGACUUACCUGGGGUUAAAGUUCACAAUUUGUGUUCCAAAUUAUUUCCUUAUCAACUAAAACAACAAAAUUCCAAGGUCAUUGGAAUCGAUAAAAUUUCAAAGGCACAAAAGAAUUUGAAAUGCAAAGUUUGCAAGAAUAAAGAUCAGGGAGCGUGCUUUCAGUGUGCCCAUGAAAAAUGUACCAGGUCUUAUCAUGGGCCAUGUUCGCUUCAUGAUGGUGUUUACUUCAAAAUGAGUAAAAAUGAAGGAUACUGUUCAUUUCAUCAGAAGGAUUUGAAUAUUCCAAGAAUCGAUCCCUCCCAUUUAUCCAACAAUAGUAUGAUACAAUUUACACUUAAUCAGCAACGCUUCUUCGGGCAAUUGAUAAGCAACAACCAUGGAGAAUGUACCGUAGAUGUCAAAUUACCUAAUGAUGAUAUUAUGGAAGUGGAGUAUAAACAAAUUUUAAAUAACGAUAAAUUCUUCAAGAAUGAUGAAAUGAAAAGGGCUUUGAAACACAAGCCUGGUAAAAAAGCAUCAUCGUUCUCCUUACCGCAUCCCAUAGAAAAGGACAAGCCCAUCUUGUCUUACUCACGAUCUACUUCACCAAAAAUACACAAAUAUUUACAAGAAGACAUUAAUGAAGGGCCAACCGAUAGAGGUACUACUAUCGUCAAGAAUGAUAACUUCGUGAUUGAAAUGAGUGAUAAUUCAGGUACUUCCAACAUCCCAUCGUCGUUUUUCUCCCCUGUCCUCUCGCAGGGCCAAAUUGAAUUCGAUAACUUUCAACCUGAAAGAACCCUUUUGAUAUGA